AUGUGUGUAAUCUUCGACCGCGUGCCGCGGACCACAGCCUCGCCGUCGUACGCGCACCAGGGCGCCGUGGAGCGUCGUAGGGCACAGCGUCGUCAGCUGCCUGGCUGGUCGUGCGCCCAGUGCCAGCAGUACUACGAGGGCCGCAACCUCUCAUCUCAGGAGCUGGCGAUGCACAUGAACCGCUGCUCGAAGCAUCGCAGUAAGCACAAGCUGCUCCCCAACACACCGCAGGACUUCUGGAGACCUGACAUGAGCGCCAGUGACGACGACGACGAUGAUGUUUGAGCUUCCCAGAGGGUGCUCUAUGUGGAGGAUCCUUCUUGGGACUGGGUGCUCUAUGCAGAGGAUCCUUCUUGGGACUGGGUGCUCUAUGCUGAGGAUCCUUCUCGGGACUGGGUGCUCUAUGCAGAGGAUCCUUCUUGGGACUGGGUGCUCUAUGCUGAGGAUCCUUCUCGGGACUGGGUGCUCUAUGUGGAGGAUCCUUCUCGGGACUGGGUGCUCUAUGUGGAGGAUCCUUCUCGGGACUGGGUGCUCUAUAUGCGGAGGAUCCUUCUCGGGACUGGGUGCUCUAUAUGCGUAGGAUCCUUCUCGGGACUGGAUGCUCUAUGCGGAGGAUCCUUCUCGGGACUGGAUGCUCUAUGCGGAGGAUCCUUCUCGGGUAUCGCCACGUGUUCAUAUUUGAACUAUGUUUGUAAGAAUAGCAAGUGCACAUUGCUAGAGCAAACAAACGAAAAUUAAAAGUUGGCAGCGUUAUGAACUAGGAUAAUACAAUCUCAUUCUUUUAAUAUCCUUAGAAAAAAAUUGUCAUAUUUGCAUCGACUUGGCCUGCUCUCCCUCAUCACGAAUGUGCAGUACUUUUUUUUAGCAGGGAAUAAGGGUAGUAUACCAGUGGGAGCAAAGAAAUUACACUUAAAAAAAUACAUGCCAGGGAAGAAUAUAAAAAAUUGUACUAGUUAUGAUUGCAAUUGACUUCUUUCCUGCGUCAAAUAGUCAAAUUACCCUCUACGUAGACGAGAUACGUUAAUAGUAACAAAUUUACAGAUGAAAUAAGAUGUCUACACUACGAAUGCAAGUAUUUGGAUCAUUUUGACCAAUUACCUCGGCUAGCUGCAAAAUGUUAUAAUUUGUAAUGAGGAUUUGCCGAAGGAUACAAACGUCUCCGUCAAUAUUAGAAUGUACUUACAUCUGACGCCAUGAGGCUGCUCUAUACGCCAGUUAUGUAGGGACUAUAUUGUUACGCACCUGACGCCAUGAGGCUGCUCUAUACGCCAGUUAUGCAGGAGCAAUAUUGUUACGCACCUGACGCCAUGAGGCUGCUCUUUACGCUAGUUAUGCAGGGGCAAUAUUGUUUGUACUGAAUGUUGCGCACGUCAAGCAGUGGGCUAUUGAUAAGGGACAUUUACGCUCCCUUGGCUUCACAUGAAGGUUCUGCAGUGUCCCGACAUUUCUACUGCUACUCCGCGUACGGUGUAAUAAUAACAUGAUUAGAAUAAUGUCUUUCAGAUAGCGUAAAUGUCACUAUAGUAAUAUGCGCUGGCAGCCCAUGCUAAAUUUUGCUGGAUAUUUAUCCAUAUG
Molecule: messenger RNA, 1575 nt
Organism: Hyalella azteca
Lineage: Eukaryota; Metazoa; Arthropoda; Malacostraca; Amphipoda; Hyalellidae
Product: DNA endonuclease RBBP8-like
Exons: 3
Coding region: 1-285 (94 amino acids)
Biological process (GO): DNA double-strand break processing involved in repair via single-strand annealing; double-strand break repair via homologous recombination
Cellular component (GO): site of double-strand break
Molecular function (GO): single-stranded DNA binding; damaged DNA binding; flap-structured DNA binding
Source: RefSeq, a predicted model, not a curated record